UUUGGCUUUAUCUUCAUAGAAACUCUGCUCAGUCAUCAUCUGAUCUCCACCAGUGCUGGCCGUGUCUUACCAUGGGGCUUCGUUGUGGCAUUUUAGUUUUGCUGUUGUUUCCUUUGCUUUCCCAGGGGAAUGUGACCCCGUUCACAAAUUGCCUUCAGUUCUUUGUGAAUAGGGUCCAUCCCACGGUUCUCAGAGAUCCUAUGGAAAACAAUCGCUACCGGGAGAUAUGCCAGUGUCUCAUGGACCAGAACAACCAAGUAGUUUACUACUAUGCCACGCUCUACGAUACCAAGAAUAAGAUUCCUGUGUAUUCUGCCUACACGCUUCAACAUUCAAACGUUUCCCGAAAGGACCCUUGGUAUGUCGAACCUCAGCUCGAUAAUGGUUCAGAUCUCUGCAUGGGCGCACAGCAACCCUCAUCCAUAAUCUGGGGUCAACACCAGGCCCUGAAUAAAGACUAUGUGUCUUCUGGCUACCAUAAGGGCCACCUCUACCCAGUCUACCACACUUCCACCGAUUUAUUCAUGCUAGCCACCUCUACCCUGACCAACGCAGCCCCACAAGACUCACACUUCAACCAGGGCCAAUGGAGGACACAUGAAUAUAACCUGGUUAUUAAACUACUGCAAAACGCCGACUGCUUAAUGGUCUAUGUAGUCACUGGUGUAGUGCCUGGUAACAUAUAUAUAGGUAAUGGUGUCAGAGUGGCUAAGUACUACUGGAGUGCAAACUGUUGUGUUAUUAAAUAUGGACCUAAUAAUUCCCAAGGGUACUUAGGUCCUGAUAACAACGGCAAAGUGGAAACACUGACUGUGCAACAACUGGAGACACGACUCAAUGUUUAUUAUAAUUCACCGUUCUCUGUGUUCCGAGGCGGAUGCUAACGCUAAGUAAGCUAGCUAAUGCUAAUUUCAUCUUGAACAACACUAUUAUUGCAACAAUUAUACAUUUGACUGUUUUUAACACAUGCAAAUUGUAUUUUUGUUAAAUAAAAUACCAAUUGUUCUUCGUAAUUACGAUA
Molecule: messenger RNA, 1021 nt
Organism: Salvelinus sp. IW2-2015
Lineage: Eukaryota; Metazoa; Chordata; Actinopteri; Salmoniformes; Salmonidae
Product: endonuclease domain-containing 1 protein-like
Molecular function (GO): metal ion binding; nucleic acid binding; hydrolase activity
Source: RefSeq, a predicted model, not a curated record